AUGCAUGGACAUACAUUGGCGUAUACAAAAAUUAUUGCAGCUCCCACAUUGCUAAAGCUAGCGGAUCGCACCAGCAUACGCUUUGUGGAGGCAAAUAAUGCGGCGACCGUUGUCUACACCGAGGAGAAGUUGAUUCUGCUCUUCUAUGCGGAUAAGCCAAGGACAAUCAAGACACCGAAUUAUGAGCAUCUAAAGAGCAUCUCUGUUAUGGGUGGUCAUAUAAAAAACUCCACAAAAGGCUCUGCGGCGGCUUUAAAGCUGUUGAUGUUAACUGAAACGAAUGUGGUCUUUCUUUGGUAUGAGAAUACGCAACAGUUCUACAGAUGCAUCUUCGCGCCCAUUCGCAUGCCACAAAUCAAGCGCAUCUUGUACAAAUGCAAUCAGGUGCUGCUGCUCUCCAUGGAUGGCUGCGUUUAUCGUGGUAAAUGCCACCAGCUGGCUUUGCCCGCCAGUUCUCAAGAGAAAUCUAAGCCCAAUUUGGAUAUAUGGCAAAAUAAUGACCAGCAUCGCACAGAAAUCUCUAGGGAACAUUACAUUCGCAUCGAUUUGCAGCGUGUGCCAAAUGUGGAUCGUGUUGUGGACAUUGUGUGCGAUGAGAGCUUCGUCUCGUUUGCAGUGCUUCAAGAAUCGCAUUUGAAAUACUUUCGAAAACCCGCUUUACCCAGACGUGAGCACAGCUUUAAGAAACUUUACCAUGACACCAGUGAAGCGGAUGCUGUGCAUGAUUUAGUCUUUCAUGUGGAUGGCGAACGCUUUGCGGCCCAUAAGUUCAUAGUCUUUGGACGUGCUCCCGGCUUGAGAGAACUCAUACGCGCGUAUUUGGAUAAGAAUAUCUAUUUAAAUUUUGAGAAUCUAACGGGCAAAAUGUUCGAAGUGGUGCUGAAGCAUAUCUACACAAAUUAUUGGCCCACAGAGGAGGACAUUGACUGCCUGCAGCAGAGCUUGGGCCCUAGCAAACCAGCAAAGCGCAGUCGCGUCUGCGAAAUGUUCCAUGCACAUCUGGAAAAGUUCCAACUACAUGAGCUGGCCAAAUAUGUCAACAACUACCUCACCGAGCAGCAAUUCCCCAUGCCACCGCGGCAGCGUUUGAAUCGUCUGCAACGCUCGCAAUAUCCAGAGCUCUACGAUGUGCGCAUUGUCUGCGAGGAUAAUCAAGUGCUAGAAGCGCACAAAUGCAUUCUAGUUGCGCGUCUCGAAUACUUUGAAAUGAUGUUCAUGCACUCGUGGGCCGAGCGCACCACAGUUCACUUUGAUGGCGUACCCUUUGAGUACUUGGAGCCAGUGCUGGAUUAUCUCUAUAGCCUCGAUACGGAGGCAUUUUGCAAGCAGAACUAUACGGAAACGUUUCUGUAUAAUAUGAUUACGCUUUGUGAUCAGUAUUUCAUUGAAUCGCUGCAGAAUGUGUGUGAAUCCCUGAUUCUGGAUAAGAUUAGCAUUCGGAAGUGCGGUGAGAUGCUGGAAUUUGCCACGAUGUACAACUGCAAGCUGCUGCAGCAGGGCUGCCUCGACUUCAUCUGCCAGAAUCUGGCGCGUGUUCUUUGCUACCGCAGCAUCGAGCAGUGCGAGCCGAAUACACUGCAGCGACUCAAUGACCACUAUCGGGGAAUGUUUCAGUCGGUCUUCGAUUAUAGACAGAUCACGCCGUUUUCGGAAGCAAUUGAAGAUGAGCUGCUGCUCAGUUUUGUUGAUGGCUGCGAAGUCGAUUUGGAUUAUCGAAUGGAUGCGGAUGCCAAGCUAAAGGAGGCCAGCAAGCAAAAGCAGAAGGAGCUGCACAACAAACAGGAUGCACGUCAUUACGAACAGCAGGCCAUAUCCAGCAUGAUGCGUUCGCUGAGUCUAAGUGAAACAACAGGAGCAGCUCAAGCAACCACAGCCACAUCGCCCGAGUCAGCAGCGUCAGCAGCAAAUGAGGCUAAGAACUGGUCGCGCGUUGUGGACAAAAAGGAGCAAAAGCGCAAGCUGGCCGAGACGGCGCUCAAGGUCAACAGCGUGCUCAAGCAGGAGGAGCAGCCGUCGCCGGAGCUUGUGCCCAUAUCGCCACGUGCCAUGCAUAUAAAGGAAGCAACGCCUCCACCGCCGUCAGCUAACAGUUCAGCUGAGUGCAGCACGCCCUUGAGCAAGAGCUACAAUCUGGACUUAAGUUCCUUAAUGCCGCAGUCGGCUAAGCUGUCGCAGAAGCAGCGUAAGCGUCUCUCGUCCGAGUCGCAAAGCUGGCGGGCGCCAGUGGAGUUGAAUAGCUCCGCACCUGUGCCAGUGCCCAAUGCUUGGGGCGUCACAGCCAGCUCUCCGAGCUCAUCAUACGCCGAGCCGUUCAGCUCACCAGCUGCAGCUGCGACGGGCAGCAGCGCAGAUCCCACUUCGUUUGCCAAUAUGAUGCGUGGUGGCCAGGUAGCUAGUCCGCCUGAGCCCGGCAAUAGCUUCUCACAGAUCCUCGCCGAUGAGCGCCGUCAACGCGAGAGCUACGAACGCAUGCGCAACAAAUCGCUCGUUCACACUCAGAUCGAGGAGGCGGCCAUAGCCGAGCUGCGCGAAUUCUACAAUGUGGAUAACAUUGACGAUGAGACAAUUACCAUUGAGCGCAAGUCGAGGCCCAGCAAUAUUAAUUUUACCACCUGGCUGAAGCACUGAAGUCCCCAAAUAGUUGCUAGUACAUUUAUUUAGGUGUGUGUGCGUGUGUGUGUGUUAGUGUGUGUGCAUCUUAAAUGAAGUUAAGAUCUAGCCAGUUGCUUAGAAAUUCGUCUCAGAUGUAGAACUCGGAGCCACCUGCAAAGGUGCAUUAAGACUUCAGCAAUGCAAAAUUAAGAGAGGCUAACUUAAAGAAGUGGACAACACACAGCGGCUGUAGUACAGUGAACGCUCGGCAUGUAUAACUGCCCGAAAGAUCUAAGAUUUUUUUUACUGAUUAG
This is a messenger RNA of Drosophila hydei, 2906 nucleotides long. RefSeq names its product inhibitor of Bruton tyrosine kinase. The coding region runs from base 1 to 2628 and encodes 875 amino acids. NCBI's taxonomy places the organism in Eukaryota, Metazoa, Arthropoda, Insecta, Diptera, Drosophilidae. The transcript is spliced from 8 exons. Gene Ontology annotation, molecular function: protein binding. The record is from RefSeq and is a predicted model, not a curated record.